This is a messenger RNA of Prorocentrum cordatum, 1641 nucleotides long. NCBI's taxonomy places the organism in Eukaryota, Dinophyceae, Prorocentrales, Prorocentraceae. The record is from the annotation of a GenBank genome assembly.
AUGCCGUUGCCAGAGCCGCCGCCGCGGGCCCUCGAAGAAGCGGAGGACCUGCGGGCCACCCUGGGCGGCCGCCCGCCGCGGGUCGAGGUGGUGGCCGGGGGCCUCGGGCGAGGCGGGCAGCCGAACCAGCUGUACCGCCCCAUCGGCCUGGCGGUCGACGGCGAGGGCGGCGUCGUGAUCGCGGACAACGGCAACGACCGCGUGGUGAGGUGGCUCCCGGGAAGCUCCAAGGGCGAGUUGGUUGCUGGCGGAGGCGGGGAGCUCGACGGGCCAGGCUUCGACGACCCCAUCGGCGUGGUCAUCCCCGCUGGGGGCGGCGUGCUGAUCACGGGCGGGGGCGGGCUCUGGCACGCAGGCACCAGCGCGGCGCCGGAGCUCCUGUCGUGCGGCGCUUCCCCCGAGUGGUUCACGCCGCCGAGCUGCUCGGCGCAGGUCGCCAGCGGGGUUUCGCCGCUCGCCGCCCCAUCUGCCGGCGGACCGACCGAUCGGCCGCCCGCCGCCGCGGUCGGCUCCGCCGCUCGCCGACCGGCCAGCCGACCGACUGGCCGCCCGCCGCCGCUCGCCGCGGCGGCGACGGGCCGCGGCGCCUGCGUCGAUCGGCCGCUGCCGCGGUCGGUGGCCGUCAGCCGGUCGCCGCCGACGGCAGACGGGCGUUUCUUCUCCGUGAUAAGUUCUGCAUUCGCCCCGGAUCCCAGUUCCAUGAAGGCGUCGGAGGCCAGAUUCCCGGAUCAAAGGAGGAGCGCGCACGCCGGGCCCCCCUUGCCUCGCUGGGCCGUGCUCCGCAGCGCGUCGCCCCCGGCAGCUUCGCCGGGCGUCGCGGCGGCCGCUGCGCAGGACACCCGAGGAGGCCCAAGCGCCGUGCGCGCGCACGCGCGGCUGCUGCGGCGCGCCCCGGCGGCCCGCGGUGCUGUGGUGCGCGGCGAGCACGCGGGGCUGGGCCGCGGGGCUGCGCCAGGCCUGCUGUGGUGGCGGGGAAAGCUCGCGCUCGGAGACGUCCCGGCCAGCGGGCGGCACGCGGACUUCCCGACCGUGGGGAAGUUGGCGCGGUGGCUGGCCAACCAGGAGAGGAGCGCGCGCCUCCGCAGGCCGUCGUGCUCGUCGGGUGGCGGGAGGCCAAGCCGCUGCUCCGUUUUGUGGAGGCCGCCGCGGCGCAGCGCGCUGGGCCCCGGGGGGGCUGGCGGCCCGCGGUGGCCGCCCACGUCGCCGCGGUGGUCAUCCUGGCGGAGGGUCACCAGCAGACCACGCGCGCGGCCACCUUCGUCGCUGGCCGGGAGCACUCCAUGGCCGACGAGGCGGGCGCGGGGCCCCGCGUCCUCAUCGCCGGCAGCGAAGGCGAGCUCCGGAGCCUGCUGGACGCGGCGGCGCCCGCCGCCCUGGCGCGGGCGGUCGCGACGGAGGGCCCCGCGGGGGCGCCCGGCGGCCCGCCAGAGCCCAGGAGGGCUCUCGCCAGAGAGGCCAACCCGGGCGCGAUUUUGGCUGACGCCCCCGAGCCCUACUCUGUGGACGGCCGGGCCUACUACAGGCUGUCGCUAUGAUCGUCGCGCCUGGCGCGCUCCGUGCGCCAGGCAGGAAGGUCCAGCGCCGAUGCAAGAGAUCCGUGCGGAUCCCCGAGGAAGUCUGUUCCUUGUCUCGUGCCUCUGA